This is a messenger RNA of Alosa sapidissima (American shad), 2761 nucleotides long. RefSeq names its product RNA-binding protein 4.1-like. The transcript has 4 exons. Gene Ontology annotation, molecular function: zinc ion binding; mRNA binding. Bases 167 to 1393 code for a protein of 408 amino acids. Lineage: Eukaryota; Metazoa; Chordata; Actinopteri; Clupeiformes; Clupeidae. Gene Ontology annotation, biological process: mRNA splicing, via spliceosome. Gene Ontology annotation, cellular component: nuclear speck. The record is from RefSeq and is a predicted model, not a curated record.
GAACUGUAAUAAUAUUAAAAUCAGAACGGAAAUGCUCUUUGUCAUUUAUUGACGCUACUCUAAGCCGGAAAUGCAAGGCAAGUGGUAACGACGCCAUUUCAUGUUUCAUUCAUUUGAAUUGGCGGCCGCAUUCGUAGUUUGGGAGUAAAAGAAAAGGGAAAUAAAAAUGGUGAAGAUAUUUGUGGGCAAUCUGUCUGAAAGUACCACAAAGGAGGAGCUACACUCUCUCUUCUCCGAAUAUGGCAAAAUCACUGAGUGUGACAUUGUGAAGAAUUUCGGCUUUGUUCACAUGGAGGAACAGUCUGAUGCAGAAGAGGCCAUCCGCAACCUUCAUCACCACAUGAUGAAUGGUCAGGCCAUCAAUGUGGAGCUUAGCAAGGGUAAACCGAAGAACAGGUCCAGGGGCUCAACAAAGCUGUACGUGAGUAAUAUCAGCACCACUUGCACCAACCAGGAGCUGCGUGCCAAGUUUGAGGAGUAUGGCCCUGUGUUGGAGUGUGACAUUGUCAAGGACUACGCGUUUGUACAUCUGGAGAGAGAGGAGGAUGCCCUGUCCGCCAUCAAAGGCUUGGACAACUCGGCUUUCCAAGGCAAGCUGAUGAACGUACAGCUGUCCACCAGUCGGCUGCGUACCGUGCCCGGAAUGGGAGACCACGCCGGGUGUUACGUCUGCGGGAAACCGGGCCACUGGUCCAAAGACUGCCCACGGGGGCAGAACGGUAGCUAUGGCGACGGAGGCGGUUUCCGCGGCGGCCGGGGGUACCCACCGGGACCUCCAGGCUUUGGCAGGGGCGGCCCCGGCGGAUACGGUGGUGGCCCUGGGAUGCUUCGUGUCCCUCCUGACUACAUGGGAAGUCCAAUGUACGGCCGAGUGGCGGGUUACCCUGGGGCGUCCCCCAUGAGCCGUCACCCUGGCUACGCUCCGGCGCGGGACUACGGUAGUGACGGCAGAGACCAGUACGGCAGUAGAUCGGCAAUGUCUUACCCAGACAGGUCUGCGGCCUACGAUCGCGACCGCUACUCGGCAACCAUCGACUACUACGAAAAAUACAGGGCUCGUCCUUACAGUUCCAGCUACCCGGACGAACGCCGUAUCUCCAUUCCUCCUCCCCCCCCGCCUCCUUCCUCGGCUGUCCUGUCACGGAUGAGGCUGUCCUCCGGCCUCGACCCGUAUGACCGUCCACUGGCCAGCGGCGCUUCCACAGUCUCUGCGGCCUCCGCGUCCUACUACGCGCGGGACCGCAGUCCCAUAAGGCGUGUGUCUGGCGGCGGCGGUGCCACCUCGAGCUACGCGUACGAGCGCUCACGCCUCUCCCCGGUGUCCAGGAGUUCUUCCUAUGCCGUGUCGCGGUCCAGGGAGGCCUAUGGAGAGCGAGCACGCUAUGCAUACUAAUGUAAAGGCAUGCACGCCAAGGUGUGUUGAAUCUGCAGGAAUUUCCGUCGCGCCCAUACCCGUGGCUUGUUGGCGUGAUCCCGGCUAAACCGUUUAGUUUUGGAAUUGCGUUUUGAGAGGUGCCCGGUGGAUCUGGCUAACGUGUGUCUCUUGUGGGCACGGUGUGUUGGUCCUGGGCUGGUGGAUGGUUAUCUUAGUCGACUUAAUAGCCCUGCUCUUUCACACAUGCGAAUGCCGCUGAUAUACCCAAUAAUUUCUCUGAUUCUGAUGUUUUACAGGAAACAUCUUUCAGUCUGAUGUUUUUUUCCCCCUCAGUUUCUUUUGCCGUUUGAUUGUUCAGUUCAUUGAUCAUUUAUGAAUUUAAAAUCGCAACAGUGUCAGUGUGUAACUACGAAUACUACUUCUGUGCGUUCUUUUUCUUUAUUUUUAAAAAAAAAAAUCUGGCACAUACUCCUGAACAUGAUUUUGUAACAUCGGGUGUUUUUGGGCGUUCUGUUUCUUGCCUUGCUUGUGUAACAAUACAGUAAAAUUCACGUCCACUUUGUCAUUCUUAUGACACAUUUAUAUUGUCAGGAAUUGUCACAAUUGUAUCUUAAAAUUAAUUCUGCCAUUUUUUUUUUCUUUCCUGUUUUAUGACUCUUUUGGUUUGGGAGUGUGUAUGUAUGUGAUGUGCAGACAGUCCGUGUGAUGGCUUGUGAGCUUUUUGUUGUGAGGACAAUCUGCUAGACUUUUCAGGUCCUAAAGAUUUUAUGAGUGGAUAAAAGCUUAGCUGCUAUCAAGUCAAAACAGCAAAAACAUUCCAAUUUUCAGAAUUCCCCGGCUGUUUUAAAAGGGUGCCCUCUAAUGUGAACUGUCAAAUUCAAAGUUUCACACAAGUUUAAAUUAAUAAAAUUGCUGCCAUGUCUUGAAGCUAUUUUUGGUGACUAGAAGUACUCAUUGUUAGUGUUCGCCCGUCACUAUAUUUGUACGUUUGGUUUUUGGGGACUGUCUGCAUAUUGUAUGUUCUGUCUCGACUGCAGAAACCAAGAACUACUGCUCGUGAAGAGGUGACACGUACAAAACGGAAGGUGCAGCCUUUUUGUCGCCGGCAAGAGCGCCAACAGACUUGCAUCAACCGACUGCUGAAAAACUUCUGUUGACAGUGCUGACUUUGGAAGUAAAGAGUUUUAUAGCAAUAUAAGUGGGAAUGAGCAAAAUGUCACUCAGGACUGUCAUCUUUGCGCCAACGGGCUUGUUGGGUGGGUGCCUUGGUAAUCUCCGUGGAUCCCUUCGCAGUGGUUUUCUGUAGUUUGUAUAUUUCCUACCAGUUUCAGAGCGUGUGCAUUUUUGAACUAUUUUUUUGUAAUAAACCAAAAUAUUUUGGUGAAA